Lichtheimia ornata is the source of this 318-nucleotide messenger RNA. RefSeq lists its product as uncharacterized. Lineage: Eukaryota; Fungi; Mucoromycota; Mucoromycetes; Mucorales; Lichtheimiaceae. Bases 1 to 318 code for a protein of 105 amino acids. The record is from RefSeq and is a predicted model, not a curated record. The transcript has 2 exons.
AUGCCACAUCAAGUUCAUCAAGAACCGGCUCGCUUCUUCCCUCUUGUGCUCGUGCUAACCGCAUUGAAGUGGAACGUUUUCGAACAAGUACACUUCAUGUGGAUGAUGCCAAUUGCCUUCUUUCUCGGUGUCGUUGUUCCUUUGGUUCGGUGGGGGCUUUCGCGCCCCAACAAUCGGUUGACUCACGUCCCGAUUGCUAGCAAUGCUGACUGCUCGGCCGGCGUGCCGUUGCGGGCGGCCAGGGAAAAGCUCCAGUGGUUCCAUGCAAGGCGCAAGCCUGCGAGUAUUCUGGUAUGUUGUUUUCUACACGACCAGUAG